GCUCUAUGUAUAGAAUGAUCUGCGUGUUAUAUUUGUACAUACACGAUUAAAGUUUAAACGUCUUUUUACAAGGAAGCAAAUGUGUGUGUGUAGUUUUGUAUAAAAAUUUAAGCUUUUAAUUAAACAAAACAAAAUGGAAGUCACUGGUAGAAAAGCUGAUAAAGACGGAUCUGUAGCUGUUGGGAAGAAAAGUGAUAAACUGUGUGAAUCAUGCAAAGAUGAUGAUAUCACUACAUAUGCAGAUGGACUAUGUCGUGAGUGUAACGAAUUUAUGUGCAACACAUGCUUUCGGCAUCAUCUGAGAGCGAGGCAGUGCAGGAAGCAUGUGUUCGUUGACGCUGACCCUACCUUGUUACUGUUGAGAAAAGCUGACGAAAACACCAAAAAAUGUAAACAACAUUCGGAUGAAACAAUAAAAUACUACUGCCGAAAGCAUGACAUGGUAGGGUGUGGUGAUUGUAUGAUACGCGAGCAUGGUGCUUGUAAGCCUGAAUUUAUUGAGGACUUAUCAAAAGAUUUCCAAGAGAACAAAGAAUUCCAAACCUUAGUCAGAAAUUUGGAGAAAAUGACCUCUGCAAACCAAGACAUCGGCAAGGCAAUUGAACAUAGUAAGAAAGAACUCGGAAUAAUGUGUGAAAUGGCACUGAAAGAAAUAAGCAAAUUUAGAACAGACAUUAAUGUGUUUUUGGACAAGGUGGAAGCUGAUGUUGUAAAUGAGGUGAAUCGCUUGAAGUCUGACAAUGAAAAUUUAUUGAACAAGUUAGAGAAAGAAUGCCAGCAGCUUUCAUCGAAUAUUGAUAAAUUGAAACAAAAGAUAGACGCAGAACUCUACCAAGGAAAUUUGUUGUUUAUCCACACAGUUGAGAGUAAGCCUGAUAUUCUCAACAUUGAACACGGACUUGCACGAUCACAAUCUGAAAACCGUAUGCUAAGCAUUAAAUUUAUACCUGACAAGCAGCUGCUCAACAGCGUCGCUUCUGAUAAAAGACUUGGCCAUGUAGAUGUUACAACUAACAAGGUCUAUCAGACAGAAGGGAUGUCAAGUGUCGUGUUUGUCGGGGCGCGUGUACGUCCCAGAUCAGACUGUACACAUGGAAAAAAGUUCCACCAUUUCCAACCUGGCACUGUGGCCGAUGUAGAUGAAAAAGGAAUCAUCACGGUGAAAUGGGAUCGUUCUGGGAAGCAAACGCCUGGUUACAGACUAGGAAACUUUAAGUCAAAAUCCACUUUUGAUGUAGAACUUAUUUAACAAUUUAUGCAGUAUUUUCUGAGUAAACAUAUAGUUUUCGAAGUUUGAAUGUUAUUUUUGUAAUCACAACGAUUAAUUAAUCUGUAAAAAGAUGCUGUGUGGUGAAAAAUUGAUUUAACUUUAAACUGCUUUAGAAACAGCUUUGUAGAAGUGUAAUGAAUGAAUCAUAUUAUUCAAACAAUGGAAAUAACCUUGAAGUUAGUGUGAAAGUGUUAAGAUUCAAUUAAAAACUUGUUCCGUACGUAAAUUUAAUGCAACCCAGACAAAGUAGUCUUUAACAAAUAGUGAAAGUGGUAUGACUUUUCAAGUAACUGGCUGGAUGAAUUGCAUGAAAGGAAUAAUUGUAUUCAAACCAUGAUAGACGAUCAAGCGUACUAAAAUGUUUUGGUCGGUCUGAUAUUAGGUAAAGCAUAUUAUAAAUAAAAUAUAUUGAUGACGUCA
Mercenaria mercenaria is the source of this 1690-nucleotide messenger RNA. RefSeq names its product transcription intermediary factor 1-alpha-like. The record is from RefSeq and is a predicted model, not a curated record. The transcript is spliced from 3 exons. The coding region runs from base 134 to 1249 and encodes 371 amino acids. Gene Ontology annotation, biological process: positive regulation of DNA-templated transcription. Gene Ontology annotation, cellular component: nucleoplasm; chromatin. Lineage: Eukaryota; Metazoa; Mollusca; Bivalvia; Venerida; Veneridae. Gene Ontology annotation, molecular function: zinc ion binding; ubiquitin-protein transferase activity.